UAUAAUAAUUAAUAAUAAUAAUAAUAAGCUGAUAUUGGAAUAGCUUUGAAGGGAGGGAAAAAAUGGAAAUUUGUCACUUUUUACUUAAAGAGACAUUUGCCCCAAAAUGGGUUAAUUGUGAGCAAGCCAAGAGCAGCACUUGACUGAACUUACUGUGUAUAUAAAUAUUUUCUGCAACAAAUCAGCAUUCUCUGGGACAUCCCUCGUGUCAUGUCACAUCUUUAUUUCUUCAAUUUUAAGUUUGUGUGAAUGUUGUGGUGUGACAGCGUGUGCCUGUGAGUGAAAGUGGUGAAAUAGACACGAGAAUCUAAAGGCCCCUGCUCCUCAAAUGAUGAUGAUUAUGUGGUGAUCAAAUGGCUUUGAUUUACAGUUCACAACUCCAGCACCUCUUCUCACUGGCUCAGGCACAGCCAUCAUACUCUAGCCUAGCGUCCUGCGUUUUGGAAACAGCAGGAUCAGAUAUCAGAACCAUUGCACUGAUGGACUCCACUGUGGACUUGCCUUCAUUGCUAUCACGGCCAUAAGGGGGUGCUGCUGGACUUCUUUUGAUAUUGGUUGUGAAGCCAUACACUGAACCUCGCUGCUGGCCACGCUUUAAGCAAUGCUUCAAUGCUAAACAUGCAAGUUAAUACCCCUGACCUCUCCUGUAGGCGUACACGGGCACAACAAGUGCCUCUUUAUUAUUUUGUAAAUACCAAAAAAAAAAAAAAAAAAAAGAAGCAGCUAGAUGGGGAAUGCAGCAUUAGUAGAAGGGGAGGCCUGCAGCUUCGUAGUGUUUGAUUUGCAGCUUUACUAUGGUUAUCUUGCUUCUUUGUAUAUUUGAAUGUGAUCAGCAGUCAGGAAUGUCACACCUGAUGCCGGUAUAAAAGAUUUUUUCCUCCCCUUUUUUUUAAAUAUAGAUAUUUUUUUUGCUUGUUGCUGUUAGUUAAGGCUCAGAGGGCAAUGAAAAAAAGCAAUCUCUAAGGGGAGGACUUUGUCCUGGAAGGCAUUUCCAGCCCCCUUUUGCAAGACUUUACAAUGUAACGGGUGAUACCUGCUACAGUAUGGUAGCUUAUAACAUUUGCAACUAUAAUGUGCCAGUAAACAUUUUUACUGAAGAAAUCUGUGUGUGUUUUUCUUUCAUGAACUUGGUCAGUGUAAGCUACAUAUACAUGCACUCCAUUUCCUGGAUAAGGCUGUCAACUAAAGGGACUGUACGUUUAGAUUAAUGUUACACAAUGAGUGUUAUUUAUUAGAAUUUAAAUAUAGAUGCAUAUUAGGCCAGAAAUAAAUUAUACCCAGACCUAGUUGAAGCCAUGAGAUGCUUUGAAAUACCAUUUGUGCAAUUAUUUGAGAAAGGACAUUUCCUACAAGCCAAUUCUAGCAACUCGAUUAUUACAUCAUUUUGUAAUUCGACGAUUGCACUAUGAUAGCUUUGUUUGUAUUAUAAAACUAGUGAAGGAACAUGGCCUCGCGUUGACCUCCGUGGGGUUGCAUAAAAUGCCCCAAUUAUGAGAGUAUAAUAUAACCGUUAGCAUUGUUCGAUCUCACUAAAACGUAAGUCGCGCUGGACAAAACAUUUCAUUUAAGACUUAAAGUUCAUCUUUUUCCUUGAACUACGCAGAUGAAUUUUAUGAGCUUUUAAGGACCCAUGAAUGUCUCACGGUUUGACGUUUUCGCUACAAUAUGCAUUUUUGCGCAAUCUCCAUUUGUUUAUUUAUCCAUCUAUCUGGCUAUCCACCGGAGGUUCUAACCUGUCCAUCACACCAUUGACCCCGCCCCAAUCAGUGGGCUCACCUGUCUUUAUUAAUGGCUGUUCUGGCUGCACGACUCUGCUCCAGGCCUCCGUCGACACCCGUGGAUAAGUAGCUGCAGCGGCCGUGCAUGAGACCUCUGUCUUCGGCUGUGACCAUGGCCAGGACUGGGUUCUGCGACACCAAGCCUCUGCUGGACUUACACAAGAAGGUUUGCUCGGCGGAUGAAAGGCGAGCCCCACUAAGAACCUGGGCUAAUGCCUCUGGGCCUAUAGAUCGCUGGCUGCCUGUAGAAGCAGACGAGUCCAGGAUGAACUUGCUUAAAAUGGAACCAGAACGCAGAUGGGAAAGGAGGCUGUCCUUGCAAACCAGUGAUGGCAUCAUCAUGGGGUUUCAUGAGGACAGUAGGGCAUGGUCACCUGGUAAAUUAAUUGCAGAAGGGUGUGUAGAAGAUCCUGUGCUGCUUUAUCCUUGUGGCCUGCAGGGUCUUCCUAGCCUACAAGUGCUGGUUCCUAGUUUGUUGCGCCAUGAAAUAGAGAAGGCAUUAGAGAAAUUGGAUGUCAUAUGGGACCGGACAUAUGCCUGGGAGAUGUUUCUAGACAUGAUGCGAACCCAAAUACAGAACUCUCUUCCCAGUGCUGACCUCCCCAGGUAUUUUACUAAUGCCACUCGAGGUAUUCUGGUGGAUUGGCUCAUUCAGGUUCAUGAAAUUAUGCACUUUCAAGAUGAGACCCUUUAUCUGGCUAUACACCUCCUCAACCGCUCACUGCGACUAAUCAAGGUGACCACAGCCAAUCUGCAGCUCCUUGGCAUGGUUUGUCUCUUCAUUGCUGCCAAGAAAGAAGAGUGUCUUCUCCCUGAGGUGUCUGGACUCUGCUCCCUGAUGGAUCACACCUAUACUAAGCAUCAGUUUCUGCGAAUGGAACGCAAAGUCCUCUCCGGCCUCAAGUUUGAGCUAUCCUAUUCUCAACCUCUUCAUUUCCUGCUUAUUUUUGCCUCUGUUGCUCACUGCAGUGCCUUGGUGGUGUGGAUGGCUCGUUAUCUGCUGGAGCUGUCGCUCCUGGAGGGCCAGUGUGUGGUGUUUCUGCCUGCUCAGCUCGCUGGAGCCGCACUCUGUUUGGCCCGCCAAGUUGUGCAGGAGCCUACAACACCAGAGGGAGAGGCUGCCUGGUGUUUAGUCUCCAGCAUUCAUGUUGGCAGUGAAGCUACUCUUAUGAAGAUCAUGCAUAUUCUAGCCAGUGCUGCUGCCAAGGCUCACACCUGUGCUACUUUUGUUAAAUUUUCAUCUCCAGAAACCAUGCAUGUCAGUAGACACCCAGGACUGAAAAAUGCCUCUAGUCUACUGGGUGUAUGCAGUUGACAUACCUGAUUUGAAACAACUUGAUUACAUUCUUGAGCUUCAAAGGUGCUAAACUUGUACAAACUAGUUUAAACUAGUUAUACUACACUAGUAUAACUCAAGAAUGUCAUUCCUUUGACAAAAAACUUCCAACCAAAGCAGUAUCAUCUUGACUAUGGAUCAUGAAGUGUUGACAUGUAAUUGGGUAAAGAAACAAGUAAGAUUUGUUGCCAGACAUAUGUACUGACCAACUUUGCAGCACACCUGUUUUAUGAACUUAUCUUGUAGCUGAUUUAAGAAAUAUAUAUUUGAACUGUAUUGAUGUGUCCUUGUCUUGCCAUUUUGUGGAGAGGAUGUGGUCUGAAUGCCAAGUUAUUUGAGAAAGUUUUAAUGUAAAAAAAAAUAAAGUGUCUGGUGCUGAGUAUUGACAUCCGGCUUAUUCAUUUUUGUAUAAAUGUGGAAUACAUUUAAGUCCAGUGGCACCUGGAAAGUGUUUCUUUUCAAUGGCACAGGAAUGUUUAAU
Haplochromis burtoni (Burton's mouthbrooder) is the source of this 3595-nucleotide messenger RNA. It is a transcript of the gene ccnp, whose product is annotated as cyclin P. The transcript is spliced from 9 exons. Gene Ontology annotation, cellular component: nucleus; cyclin-dependent protein kinase holoenzyme complex; centrosome. Bases 1864 to 3093 code for a protein of 409 amino acids. Gene Ontology annotation, molecular function: cyclin-dependent protein serine/threonine kinase regulator activity. Lineage: Eukaryota; Metazoa; Chordata; Actinopteri; Cichliformes; Cichlidae. Gene Ontology annotation, biological process: mitotic cell cycle phase transition; regulation of cyclin-dependent protein serine/threonine kinase activity. The record is from RefSeq and is a predicted model, not a curated record.